UGUGCACAACUAAAGAAAAUUUUUUAGUUAUGUUUCCAUCAACUAAAAAAGAUGCUACUCAUGCAGAUCAAUUCAUGUCUGACUGACUGCUAUUUUAUCAAGCUCACUACAAGCAUUCUGUGUUGGAAUUGCCUCAGCAGCUUGAGAGUGUAUUGGAAAUGGGCAGUCCUUGUGCUCCCACUUCAGUUCUUGAGGACAUCAACUACAGAGAACGUUCAUGCAGCAACCUCCCAAAUGAAUUGGGGUCCCUCAAAGCUCGAGAGCUUGCAGAAGCUGGUUUUUACAAUAAUAUCCCAGAUGGUUCCUUGAAGUGUUAUAAAUGUGGAUUUUCAAUCAGCAGUCAACAUGUUACCAGCAUACAGCAAAUUCAGCAUGACCAUGCCCAAAGAACUCCAGGUUGCAGUGAAGCACAAAAUCAAUUUGAGAGGAAACCAGUAGUUGAGGGCGCUGUAGCCCUGCCAUGUAAAAGUGGCUUAAAGCCUUCACAAAUGUCGAUUGCUGAAUCAUCUUCAUCAUCAAGUCAAGAUUCUUCUGGGGCAAGCACACCAACAGUUGUUUCCAAGCCACGUUUUGUGCAAUGUAAAGGCUUUCACUCAUUUGAUUCGCUUAGAUAUGAAAGAGAAAGAUUGUCAACAUUCAUUGAUUGGCCAAUUGACUGGCUAAGUCCUGAAUCUCUUGCGAAAGAUGGAUUUUAUUAUUUGAGAGAUAAGGAUUAUUGUUCAUGUGUAUUUUGCCGCGGUAUUGUUGGGGCUUGGGAGCUUGGUGAUGUGCCUCAUCAGGAGCAUCAGCGGCACUUCCCAAAGUGCCCCUUUGUUAGAGGACACCCUGUUGGCAAUGUUCCUCUUACUCAAGGAGAUCUGCUUGCUUCCCUACCUGCUGUCGGGCCGUUAAAUACAAACUGUGACCAAAAUGGAGGAAUCAAGUCUAGCAUCAAGUGUGACUGCAAGAAAAUUCUCUCACCUUCUUCCCCAAAGGAGGAAUGCUCUCCUGCUCACUCUCCGAAACACAACCACCCUUGUCCUCAUGCUCUCACAGGCCUACCUGAAUAUGCUGGGCCUAAGCGCAAGGAAUUUUUGACUAUUGAAUCUCGGAUAAAAAGCUACAAGAACUGGCCCAGAGGGGUGAAGCAACAGCCAGCCCAACUGGCAGAGGCUGGAUUCUUUUAUUGUGGUUUGAGUGACCACGUGCGGUGCUACCACUGCGGCCAAGGUCUCAGGAACUGGGAAGAGAAUGACGAGCCCUGGGUGGAGCAUGCCAGGUGGUACCCCAACUGCCACUAUGUGCUUCUCAGUAAAGGCAUCGAGUUCAUUGAUCAGGUACGCCGAGAAAAUCCACCCUUCUUUAAAUGCAAUUCUGGAAAGAAUGGCACAGACUCCUGCAGGGGCGCCGAGACCAGCGACUUAGCUCACCAAGCAAGCACAUCUCCUUAUGUGUCACACAGCUACUCAGCAGAUGUUCGGUCUAAUUACCGAGUGCAUAUAACGGACGAGCAGCUGGAUGUUCUCAUGGAUCUCGAUGUACAGAGAGCCGUACUCGAGAUGGGCUUUGCUAGACCUGCUGUUAAGAGAGCUUUGAGGUACAAGAUAGAGGAAACGGGUGUUCCGUUCUUCAAUUUAGAGACCUGUAUUGAGCGGGUGUUGGCAUGCAGCGAGGAAAGUAAUGCUAAUGACGAAGCUCACAGGCAGCAAGAAGCCAAAUUGGCUGCCUACCAGCGAGAACGAGAAGACAGAAUUCAUCAAAGUCAUGAAGACAGCCUCCUAAGAGAAGUUAACAAUAUCAGCACUACUACUGCUGCUGUAGAAAGGACAAGCCAGUCUGAAGGAGAGGAUGUUGUCAACACCCAACGAAUAGAGAGAUUAUCUUCACUGAUGCCUUCUGCUGCCUCGCCCCCACGCGGUUCACGAACACCCAUCAUAACCAGCCCUGUGAUGCCUCCUCGCCGGUUCAAUGCUGCUGUUAGCAAUCUUAUUAGCGAUGAAACUUCUUCCCAGGGUUCGAGUACACAAUCUAACUCCUCACUCAGUGAUGAUGUUCAGUCAUUGGACCGAACUUUUGACACCAGUCAAUUGGAGGAAUAUUUCAUGGAGCAUGAGUCCAUGGAGCCAGUGGAAAGGGUAGUCCAGUUUCUUAACGAGUCAGCAAGGGAUGCUGCAUCCAACAACACCAACUCAACUCAUACUUCUCCUGUGAAUGAGGCCUUCAAUGACACAUCUACUCCUAGAGCAUCACCAAUACCCAGGAGCAUGGACUUUACCACUGGAUCUGAACCUGAAAUUAUCAGCUCUUCAGGCAUGGAUGUGAAUGUUCUUACCUCUUUGACUCCUCCCCUCUCUCAGUCCCCUUCCCUGCCCCCUUCAUCCCCUUCCUCGUCAUCCUCAACAAUGUCGCUGGCAGCAGACCCUAUCAGUCUGGAGAUGCUGCGGCAAGUAGAUCGAGUCAUCAGCAAAGCAGAUGCCACGCAGAAGCACGUGCGUCGCAACCUUUCGAACUGCUCUGCAAAAAGCUCGACGAGUUCCAAGUCUUCAGUGUGCAACCUUGAAAACUGCGAGCUCAUGGCUGUUGAAGCUGGUGGCAGCUCUGAUGGAGAGGCCUUAUCGCUCGAGGAGCAGCUGCUAAAAUCUGAGCAGAAAGUGCGCAACUUGACGGAACAAGUUGAGCGACUUCGGGAAGGCCGCUUGUGCAAGAUUUGCAUGGACGCUGAUCUGAGUGUCGUCCUUCUGCCCUGCACUCACAUGGCUACCUGCAGCAACUGCACCCUGGCUCUCUCCACCUGCCCCAUCUGCCGCUCCAGCAUCAAACAUGUCAUUAGACCUAACGUUGUGGCUUGAAGACAGUCGUGAUCCAAGCAGGAGGAUGAGUUGUGGCACGUUAUGCUUCGCGUCGUUAACCUUAUACUACACACGGCAAUGGAUUUGAUAAAUUACUACUUGCAGAGUACGACUUUUCAACUCUUGUUAUGAGGUAUAGAACGGAACGCGACUAUAAAAUUACUGUAUAUACUAACUUGGGGGUGUGCUCGUAAUGGUAUGUAUUUAACCGGAUAUAAAUAAACAUUUUUGUACUGCCUAUGCAUUCUUGAAGCUGUUAAACCUCCAUUAAACUGAAUUUUUGGAUAAUUGCUUUCUUCUCAAGCAAACUUGGCAGUACGUAGUCUAUAUGCCUUUUUCUUUAUACACUCAGAAUGUGAGCAAACUUGAUUUGUAUUAGCUUAGGUUCUAUAGUCAUGUAACGAAUAUGAAUGAAGCAUCACCUUCACCAAGUUAUUCUUGAGUAAUGUUAUAAUGUUACUCUGAUCAUUGAAGAUUUUGACUUUAACAAUAUCAAUUUCUAACCUUGCUUGUCAAUAGUUAUGGCGGUAAAGUUCAUGUUAAUGGUUUGCGAAACAACUAUUGUAUUGGUUGUCGAAUGGUCUGCUUUAUUUAUGCUGUCAGUUCUAUUAGUUUAUAGUUGAUGCACUCUGUAUCUGUAUGCCCAAUAAUCCCUGUACAAUGUACAUACUUGUUAUUGCUUUACUGUUAUGUACAGAUCUCUCUAAAAAUAACUGAUCUUAUGAAGGGUUAAGCGGCAUCGUUCUUUCUUCGUUAUAUUUACAUCACCCGCAUGCUUCGUGUUGCAAGCGUUGCAUAUGUUCCACCCGAACCGAUCUUUGCUUGCUUUUAACGGCGCCUCCCCCUUGUGAGAACUUCGUCUUCCGUUCGCCUGUUCCGUUUUCGUUCAUCCAGCUAUAGGUAGUGCCGUGCUCGCAGUGUUCUCCUGUCCAUCCCACGUAUUAUGAACGUAAAACAAAAUACAUUCUUCCACAUAUAGAAAGAAUGAGUUCAUUUAUUGUGAAUGUAUGCUUUAUUUAUGGGGAAGAAUGUAUUUUGCUGUACGCUGUCAACAGCAUUGCUUGAAUCAGUUGAAUGGAACAAAUGCGUCGACUAGUUGAAAUGUGAUACAUUUGGGCCCAGAGGGGAUAGUCUUAAAGAUAAUGCUUGAUGGUUAACAUCGAUGAUUACGUUAACAAUCAUUGUUCGUGAUUCAGUGCUUGAAAAGUGUCUUGAAGUAAAUUGAUGGUGUAAGUUGAUUAAUUGACUCAAACCGCUGUAUGUGUUUUAUGAUAUAACCCCACAUACAAGAAGUGAAUGGCAAAAACAUUGCGCACGCUGAACGCGUGGGAUAUGUCAAACUAAUCCUUGAUUGGUACAACGUCUUUCAACGUUUCAUUUAUAACGGACAACCUUGUAUCUCGUGUAUUGUAGCUUCGGUAAUCCUGUUCUAAUUAUUUUAUUUAAGAAAUUUUACUUGUUUAUAUUAUUUUUUGGAGUGUUCUAACUGUGUUUGUUUUUUUCACUACGCGGUAAGUAACAUACUACCAAUCUAAUCAAUACUACUUCGUUUGAGCCUUGUCAUUCAUUAGUUGUAUCUAUAGCAUGCGAGUUAAUGCACUUCGCGUAAGUUCUAGAUUAUUUACCUUUUAUAAUUAUAUUUUACUUCCGGCCAUUAGGCAAGUUGAACCAUUGUUCAUCAUUUAUAUUAUUUGAUCUUGUUGCAGAUGUAUUGACAUGUACUUCACUUUUGUUUUCCAGUCUCUUUAUUCAGCAAGGAGUUUCGUAUUGAACUUUGUUUCAUUAGUUAAAACAGUGCUGUAUCAAACGUGUAUUCGGCACACAACUAUGUGAUCUUGAUUAAAAGGCACAGUGAAGCAAAGAAAUAAAGACUCAAAAUAAAUUAAUUGUAAAUUAUUUUCAGCAUUCGUGAAGGCCCUUGAACAUUUAACGGUCCAUGCGUAUUUCAAACUGUCCUUAUUUAGGCUCCGAACUUCGACAUGCACGCAAUCUUCUCGGUAACGUUUUUAUAUUAUCUCUAUUUUACUGUGCAUUGAAACCUACAUAAGAUUUUCGCGUCGCGAUUACUUCUGUAGUGAACUUUUGUGAUAUAGCGAUUAAGAAAUUCGCAUUCAUGGCUUUAUUUACAUACGUAUCUCGUCGAGCUAAAUUUGCAGUUUUGUAAAACCCUUAGCUGAGCAACCUUGAAUCGCCACAUGCUGCUUGUACUGCAAAUCUUCCCUUGUUUGUUUUUUAAACCGUGAAAUGCAUCCUCUUCAUUCAACUUUAAGUUUACAGUAAUCACCAACAAUGUUACUAACCAAACCAAUAUCUCCUAUCGGAAACCAAUAUCUCUUGAAAUUUUUGUCUUACUGAUGUCUUGUAAAUUUGGUCUUCUCGAAAUCGUGAAACUUGUGUCUUAUUAUCGCAAAGAUUAAAGGUAAUAUUAUAUCAAGUCACCUUCAUCAAUGCGUUUUAAGAUACUUGGUACAGAUGGAUACUAUCUCACAUGCCACAGCUUUAAAAUGCACUCAACUGUAAACCUUCAACGGAUCUGAUUUCAGAAACCAGGUUAGAUUAUUAUAUGAAAUCCCGUAUAGCUUGUGUAUUGGUUAGCACUUCGCAAAGUGUUGGAUAAUUUUUGUUGUGAUUUGAGCUGCAAUAUUGCUUUCUUUAUUCAACGAAAGUGUAAGUGAUUGUGUCGUGUAUUUGGACAUAUCCUAAGAUUAUUAUAAGAGCCACGCCUCCCGAGAGAAGCAUCAUAUAUCCUCACAGUAGCUUUUUUAAUACAGUCAGUUUCCUUAGUAACAUUUUGAGUUGUUAAUGAUAUAAUUAACCCUUGAAUUCGCCUUUUAAUCUCGUCUAAUGUAAAGACCGCAGCGAUAAGUUCUUUUCAAUAACCUCUUAACUUUCAAUGAUUCCGGUCCCUGCUGCCAGUUUCCUCAGCCUCUUUGAACUCGUUUUCCGUACGUUCAUGAAAUGUUUUGAAAUUCAAUUCAUAAUUUAAAAGAUUGAAAUAAUCUCCCCUUUUUGCCAUCGAAUCUAUAACUCGAGUAUCCAUGAAGAUGAAGGGAAUUUUGACAACUGAUAUUUUCUUUGUUCUAGUGUCUAUAUAUAUAUGACCGUAAAUAAAGCUUAGUUUCCGCAGAAAGAAAAAUUUUCUCAAGGAUAUCUAUCACUUUUUCAUGUCAAGAAAUCUUUCACUCAAAUUCUGAAAUGUUUAUGUUGGGAUGCCCUUCUGACCAUUUGAACGAACGUCGUUUGGUCGUGCGUUUUGUAUAAUUUAAUGAUCACCUUCGUGCGUAAACUAAAGCUUUAUUUAAAUUUUAGGUGCUCAUAAAUUUACUUCGUAGGAAAAUGUUCUCCUAGCGAAGGAUUUUAGUGUGCGAAAAUAAACUUCUUUGAAUGACUAA
Messenger RNA from Hyalella azteca, 6220 nucleotides. Its product is annotated as E3 ubiquitin-protein ligase XIAP-like. Bases 159 to 2828 code for a protein of 889 amino acids. Lineage: Eukaryota; Metazoa; Arthropoda; Malacostraca; Amphipoda; Hyalellidae. Gene Ontology annotation, biological process: regulation of cell cycle; negative regulation of apoptotic process; positive regulation of protein ubiquitination. The transcript has 6 exons. The record is from RefSeq and is a predicted model, not a curated record. Gene Ontology annotation, cellular component: cytoplasm; nucleus. Gene Ontology annotation, molecular function: ubiquitin protein ligase activity; cysteine-type endopeptidase inhibitor activity involved in apoptotic process.